AUGUAUGCAUUCCAUGGUAACUAUGCACCUGUUCCGCCAAGUAACUUUUGUGUUCCCCCGCCGCCAAUUCCGCCACCCGUGUUCAUACAACCGUGGCUUAGCCCACAGCAAGCAGACCAGGAAUUUGUCAGAAGUUUUGAGAAACGUCUCAAAAAAGAAGCUGAGUACAGGGGCCCAAAGAUUGUUUCCAUUUCGGAUGCACGUGAAAAAAUUACAAACCUUGUGCUUUCACUUGACGAUAUAAAAAAGACAGAGAAGACUUUGAGGGAGAAUAUUGAAACACUCCCAGAGGAAGAGUGGAACAUGCAAAUGCAAGAAGUGGGAGCUAAGAAACUUAGGAUCAAAAAUGCAUUGUUCGGUAUAGGAGGGUCAUUUUUAGAUCAGAUGAAGAAGCUGCUUGCCAAGAGGCUCUCAAAAAGGUUGCGAUUAAAAAGAGUGAAAUUGGAAAGAAGAAAUGAGAAAAAAGAACUAAUAAAGCAACUGCAGGAAAGGUCAAGAAAGAUAGAUGAGAAUUUAAAAAAGAUUCAGGAUGAUUUUUUAAAAGCCAAGCAGGAAGCUGAAGAGAAAUUGCACGCUGAUGCAGUACUCAAAGACGUUCUAAGGAAAAAGAGUGAUGCAAGAAAAUGCAUCGCAAAGCUUGAUGGCUUAAUGACUCUACGUAAGGCCCGUGUAAAAACAGCUAAAGGCAGAGGAGACUCGGUGAAUAUGAGCGAAAUGAUUGCAUUCAAAAAUAACAUUGACAAACUAAAAUUACUCUGGACUAAAAAACUAGAGCUGUACGAAAAGGAGGAAAGCGAACUACGGGCCACGCUUAAACAGGGCACAGAACAGAAGGAAGUUUUGAUGGAGACAGAUAAUGAUAUCAUUACAGAUUUGAAAAUGUGGAGGCAGCAGCUCUUUGGAGAUUGCCUACCCCAAGCUAACUUCAAUGGGGAUGUGAAUAAAUUCAUUGCCACAAGAACAAAGUGGGACAAGUUUGUGUGCAGCGAGGGGUCAGCGUUACCGGUGGGAUGGGUCAUUCCGAAAUUGGAAGAU
This is a messenger RNA of Iphiclides podalirius (scarce swallowtail), 1035 nucleotides long. NCBI's taxonomy places the organism in Eukaryota, Metazoa, Arthropoda, Insecta, Lepidoptera, Papilionidae. The record is from the annotation of a GenBank genome assembly.